CUCUCCCGCGCAUGCGUCCGGCCGCGGCGGCAGGGCUGAUUGCCGCUGAGAAUACUACCGAGCCGGCGUCCGGGAGUUCGGCAUGGCGAUUCCCCCGGCGUCCAUGGGACCCUCAGCGCUGGGCCAGAGCGGUCCCGGCUCGAUGGCUCCCUGGUGCUCAGUGUCAAGCGGCCCGACUCGCUACGUGCUCGGGAUGCAGGAGCUGUUCCGCGGCCACAGUAAGACGCGCGAGUUCCCGGCGCACAGCGCCAAGGUACACUCUGUGGCCUGGAGCUGCGACGGGCGUCGUCUGGCCUCAGGGUCCUUCGACAAGACGGCCAGCGUCUUCUUGCUGGAGAAGGACCGGUUGGUCAAAGAAAACAAUUAUCGGGGACAUGGGGAUAGUGUGGACCAGCUCUGUUGGCAUCCAAGUAACCCUGAUCUCUUUGUUACUGCGUCUGGAGACAAAACCAUUCGCAUCUGGGAUGUGAGGACUACGAAAUGCAUUGCCACUGUGAACACUAAAGGGGAGAACAUUAAUAUCUGCUGGAGUCCUGACGGACAGACCAUCGCUGUAGGCAACAAGGAUGAUGUGGUGACGUUCAUUGAUGCCAAGACACACCGCUCCAAAGCAGAGGAGCAGUUCAAGUUUGAGGUCAAUGAAAUCUCCUGGAACAAUGACAAUAACAUGUUCUUCCUGACAAAUGGCAACGGUUGUAUCAACAUACUCAGCUACCCAGAGCUGAAGCCUGUGCAGUCCAUCAAUGCCCAUCCUUCCAACUGUAUCUGUAUCAAGUUUGACCCCAUGGGGAAGUACUUUGCAACAGGAAGUGCAGAUGCUUUGGUCAGCCUUUGGGAUGUAGAUGAGUUAGUGUGUGUUCGAUGCUUUUCCAGGCUGGAUUGGCCUGUGAGGACCCUCAGUUUUAGCCAUGAUGGGAAAAUGCUGGCAUCAGCCUCAGAAGAUCACUUCAUUGACAUUGCUGAAGUAGAGACAGGAGACAAGCUGUGGGAGGUUCAGUGUGAGUCCCCGACCUUCACCGUGGCGUGGCACCCCAAAAGGCCUCUGCUGGCGUUUGCCUGUGAUGACAAAGAUGGCAAAUAUGACAGCAGUCGGGAAGCUGGAACUGUGAAGCUGUUUGGGCUUCCCAAUGAUUCCUGAUAGGAGGACCCGGUGUAUGGCAGAGGCUUCCAUUAUAUAGUUAGUUUGGUCUGUUCUCUGGGGGUUGGUGGGCACCUGAAAUAUUUAUAAAUCGGUAUAAAUUUUAUCAGUAAUUUGUUAGCCUGCCCAUUCCAAUUUCCUUUGUGUUUGGUAUGGUUCUCUUUCCCUGCCCCUUGCAGUGAUGAUACCAGCAUACCUUGUCCUCUGGGGACCUCCUGUCUUCCUGCUUUUGGGCGUAUGGUGGAAUAUGUUGGGCUUGGUUCUGCUUGGACAGUAUGUAGUUUGGAGGGGUAGGUGAGGAAGGGUGAGAUGGAGUUGGAGAUUUUUUAUAAUAAAAAAGAAGUACAUAUUAAUAAUUUUGAGAAUUGAACAUUUAAUAAAACUGACUUUUUAAUUAUGGGA
Dama dama (fallow deer) is the source of this 1540-nucleotide messenger RNA. RefSeq names its product THO complex subunit 3 (gene THOC3). Gene Ontology annotation, biological process: mRNA export from nucleus. Bases 83 to 1138 code for a protein of 351 amino acids. Gene Ontology annotation, cellular component: THO complex part of transcription export complex. Gene Ontology annotation, molecular function: protein binding. The record is from RefSeq and is a predicted model, not a curated record. Lineage: Eukaryota; Metazoa; Chordata; Mammalia; Artiodactyla; Cervidae. The transcript has 6 exons.